GGUGACCGGGGAGAGAAAGGUGACCGGGGUGAGCAGGCAGACGUGGUGGAGGGCAGCCUGAUGGGCCUCCCUGGCGAGCGUGGUCCCAUCGGACCUAAGGGAGUGAAGGGUGAGGGUGGCCCACGGGGCGAGCGAGGGGAGCCCGGUGAGAAAGGCAGGGAUGGCACCCCGGGCCUUCCGGGUGAGAGAGGGCUGGCCGGCCCCGAGGGGAAGCCGGGCUUGCCAGGCUUCCCCGGCGUGCUGGGACGCCCGGGCAACCAGGGAGACCCAGGACCCCCAGGACCUCCGGGCAGCACUGGCCCCCCAGGGACCCAGGGCCCAGCUGGGGCCAAGGGCUUGCCUGGUCCCCAGGGCAAUGUGGGGCUGCCCGGUUCCCCCGGGCCCCCGGGGCCGGGGGGCCCACCGGGUGUCCCUGGGCAGCCAGGACAAGUGCCCUGCUCUUCCUGCCCACAGGGGGAGAGCGGGAAGCCGGGCGUGCCAGGCAGGGAUGGCAUGCCAGGGAAGGAUGGCGAGGCCGGGAUGCCCGGGAAGAUGGGCGUGCCAGGACCUUCAGGCCCUGCCGGUCCCAAGGGAGCGCCAGGGGAUGCCGGAGCCCCGGGGCCGGCCAUUGCUGGCCCCCCCGGUGCCAAAGGCGAGAAGGGCGAGAUGGCGCUGCUGGAGGGUGUGCUGCUGGGAGAACCUGGCUCCAAGGGUGACCGAGGCUUGCCCGGCCCCAAGGGCGAGAAGGGUGACAUCGGUUUGCCAGGACCACCAGGACCCCCAGGCUUAGCAGGCAUCGCUGGGACACCGGGACAGCCUGGCCUGAGAGGGGACAACGGGCGGCCUGGCCCACCGGGUCCCCCAGGAGAGAGG
Molecule: messenger RNA, 852 nt
Organism: Merops nubicus (carmine bee-eater)
Lineage: Eukaryota; Metazoa; Chordata; Aves; Coraciiformes; Meropidae
Product: collagen alpha-1(VII) chain-like
Exons: 15
Source: RefSeq, a predicted model, not a curated record